Messenger RNA from Scaptodrosophila lebanonensis, 414 nucleotides. RefSeq names its product cuticle protein 7 (gene Cpr62Ba). Gene Ontology annotation, cellular component: extracellular matrix. NCBI's taxonomy places the organism in Eukaryota, Metazoa, Arthropoda, Insecta, Diptera, Drosophilidae. The transcript is spliced from 2 exons. The coding region runs from base 1 to 414 and encodes 137 amino acids. The record is from RefSeq and is a predicted model, not a curated record.
AUGAGAGGUGGCGGCGGCAAGUUGGCUUUGUAUCUGGCACUAGUGCUAGUGAGCUACAUUGCGCAUACGCAGUGUAUGGCAGAGUAUAUUGAAUUCUAUAACGACUUUGCGCACAAUCACGAUGAGGCACGGAUCAAGUACACUCACCAGUAUUUCAUUUCGGAUUCGGCCAGUCGUGUACACAUUCUACAUCGUGAACAGCGUCAUGGCGAUCAUGUCUCGGGAGUAUAUAGCCAUGUCGAGCCAAAUGGCCAGGUGCGCAGCGUGCACUACGAGGUGAGAGGACUGCAAGGAUAUCGGGCCAUAAUUGUGCAACGCACCCCACACAGUCGCGUACAUCAGGUACUGGAAUUUGAACGAAAACAACCGAUUCGAGCCCUACCCUUCGCUCAACCGGUGGCUUUUGUUAUUUAG